Molecule: messenger RNA, 1932 nt
Organism: Trifolium pratense (red clover)
Lineage: Eukaryota; Viridiplantae; Streptophyta; Magnoliopsida; Fabales; Fabaceae
Product: glutamate dehydrogenase 1
Exons: 10
Coding region: 517-1752 (411 amino acids)
Biological process (GO): L-glutamate catabolic process
Cellular component (GO): mitochondrion
Molecular function (GO): L-glutamate dehydrogenase (NAD+) activity
Source: RefSeq, a predicted model, not a curated record
GUUAUGGAUACAAUGAAUUUAACUCAAACGUAAGAAUAGGACUAUUUAGUUCAAACCCUCUUAUCCCUAGACAUUUGUUACAUCUUUUUACUCAACAAAACUACAUAUUGAUCCUUAGUUCAAACCUCACCUGAAUCACACCUCUUCACAUAAUUUUGUAGCCAUUAGAACCAAAUGAUCCCAUAAUUUCCAUAUGAAUACAGAUUCCCAAACCAUUUGAACUUUCUUGAUGUUGUACAAAGGUGAUUUUCAAAAGAUUCUUUUUUUGUUCUAUUAGCAAAUUUUUUGGCCCAAUAAUAUCACAUGACGUGUCAAAUUUUCAAUAAAAAAAAACAUUGGAGGUUGUUUGGCUACAAGUUUCAUUCAAAAGCUUUUUAAGGAAAAGUAUAAUUAAGGUUUAAUUUCAUGAAAUUGUUGCACAUUGGAGCAUGCUAUAUUUCAGUAACAAUUUUUCUUCAUGAAGAUUUGAAAGAAGCUAAAACACAAAGCAGGUUUUUCUAGUUGGCAAAGAGAAAAAUGAAUGCACUAGCAGCUACAAACAGGAACUUUAAGUUGGCUUCUAGGCUUUUGGGAUUGGAUUCCAAGCUUGAGAAAAGUUUACUCAUUCCAUUUAGGGAAAUCAAGGUUGAAUGUACUAUCCCAAAAGACGACGGCACGUUGCAAUCUUACAUUGGGUUUAGAGUUCAACAUGACAAUGCUAGAGGCCCUAUGAAAGGAGGAAUCAGAUACCAUCCUGAGGUUGAUCCAGAUGAAGUGAAUGCUUUAGCACAACUAAUGACAUGGAAAACAGCUGUAGCAAAUAUACCAUAUGGAGGUGCAAAAGGAGGGAUAGGAUGUAACCCUGGAGAAUUAAGUAUAUCUGAGUUAGAAAGACUUACCAGAGUUUUUACUCAGAAAAUUCAUGAUCUUAUUGGAAUUCACAUGGAUGUGCCUGCACCUGAUAUGGGAACAGGACCACAGACUAUGGCAUGGAUACUAGAUGAAUAUUCAAAAUUUCACGGCUACUCGCCUGCAGUAGUGACUGGAAAACCUAUAGAUCUUGGUGGAUCUCUAGGUAGAGAUGCUGCCACAGGAAGAGGAGUUCUCUUUGGAACAGAAGCUUUGCUUAAUGAGUAUGGAAAGAGUGUAUCCGGACAACGGUUCGUUAUUCAGGGUUUUGGAAAUGUAGGUUCUUGGGCUGCACAAUUAAUUGAUGAGAAAGGUGGGAAAAUUGUUGCUGUUAGUGACAUAACAGGAGCCAUAAAGAACAGCAAAGGUCUUGACAUACCAAGCUUACUCAAGCAUACCAAAGAGCACAAAGGAGUAAAAGGAUUCAACGGCGGUGAUUCAUUUGAUGCUAACUCGAUAUUGCUUGAAGAUUGUGAUGUUCUAAUCCCAGCAGCUCUUGGGGGUGUCAUCAAUAAGGAAAAUGCAAAUGAAAUUAAGGCAAAGUUUAUAGUUGAAGCAGCUAAUCACCCUACUGAUCCAGAGGCUGAUGAGAUUCUAAAAAAAAAAGGUGUUGUGAUCCUCCCAGACAUAUAUGCAAAUUCAGGUGGUGUUACAGUUAGCUAUUUUGAGUGGGUUCAGAACAUCCAAGGGUUUAUGUGGGAUGAGGAGAAAGUGAACAAUGAGCUAAAAAACUACAUGACCAGGGGUUUCAAAGAUGUGAAAGACAUGUGCAAAACUCAUGAAUGUGAUCUUCGAAUGGGAGCCUUCAGCUUAGGAGUUAACCGUGUUGCUAGGGCUACUGUCCUUAGGGGUUGGGAAGCUUGAGAACUUGUUGCUGCUACUUUAAAUAAAAGAGAGCUUUUAGUCUCAGUUGCACUUGCACUUAUUCUUGCUGUCAAAAAGUUUUUGUUGCUUUCAUGUGUUGAGUGAAUUGUAUUGCCACCCCAAAUGAUUAAAGAUGAGGGUUCCAUGUACCUUGCUUGGAUUAAUUAUUCCAUUUGCUUA